Molecule: messenger RNA, 531 nt
Organism: Vicia faba (fava bean)
Lineage: Eukaryota; Viridiplantae; Streptophyta; Magnoliopsida; Fabales; Fabaceae
Source: the annotation of a GenBank genome assembly
AUGGCUACAUUUAAGGUAGUUUUCUACACAAAUGGUUGUUUUGUAAAAGACCCUGAUGAUAGUGAAGAGGAGAGGAUGAAUGAGUUUGAUGAAAGGGUUGGUGCAGGUGUUGAUGGUGAACCUAUAAUUGAAACUGUUGCAAAUAGUGAUGUCCCAAGUGAACCAGUCAAGACCAUGUUUAUCAUAGAAGAGAUGGGCAAGACACAUGUCAUUGAGGAUGUCUACAUGACUGAUGAACUGGAUAGUGAUGAUGAUGAUGACAAUUGUGAUGAAAGGUCACGUGUAAUCAGGUUCAAAGCAAAAUAUGCUCUAAGUAAGGAUUUUGUUUUCAAGGUUGGAAUGAAGUUUUGUUCAUUGAGACAAUUUAAAGAUGCCAUACUAGAGCAUAAUGUUUUGAAUGGUAGGGAUGAUGAUGAUGUAUUGGAUGUUCAACCUUUGAGUAUUGACAAAUCACCUUUAAAGCCAAGUGUCAAGACUUUCUUUGGUAAAACUCCAAAAGUUUGCAAAAACAAACCUUUCAAAGUCCCAUGA